AUGAGAACUCUUCCGUUCUUGAGAGCUGAGCUGCUCAGCCUACUGCUCGAGGCGCUACUGUUUGGGUGCUUCGCCAUUCUGUACCCCAUAUCCUUGUGGAUAUUAGUGUAUCGACAUAGGCGCGACGGCCGCCGGUACACCAGGCACGGGAUAUGGCUCUUCUCCAUCGUCACGGUGAUGUUCCUGCUCGCUAUGAUACAUCUCAUCUUUAACGGCCUAGAUUGCCUCAUAAUGUUCGCUGACCACAGUACGACAGCCGACGGCCCUUACCUUUUCUACAUCUCUGGGAGGGAAGAUGGUACCGCGAUCCCGAAUAUGUUGUUCGUGGUAGCAGUCACGUUUGUCGGAGAUAGUUUCAUGACAUAUCGGGUGUUCACAAUGUGGGGCCGCAGCUGGAAAUCUAUCUUCAUUCCUACUUCGCUCAUCCUGGGGGCCGUGGGCAAGUUCUCUGUCGUCCUUCUCAUGCUCGAAGCCCAUGUUUCCGGGCUCCCUCUCGCGCAGGCCCUAUACAUCGACAAGGUGAACGCAAUGAUGACAACCUACCUGGCUCUAGUCCUCGCGACGAACAUAGCUACCGUAGCCCUUAUCAUCGGCCGGUUGAUGUGGCACGAGAGGAUGGUCCGCCUGCACCAUGUAGACGAGAUCUCCGGCCCCUCCAUACAGCGGACGGUCGUGCGAACGAUCAUCCAAUCGGAGGCCUUGUACUCUGCCACGAUCGUCGGUACUCUCGUGUCCUGCGCCGCUCGCUCCGAGGCCUUCUUCGUAUGCACAUCUAUGGUUGCGCCCCUUGUUGGAAUCUCAUUCACCCUCAUCAUCACCCAUAUUGGGUUUGACGAUAUCAAGAGACAGAUGACAGAGGCUAACAACGCGGAUCUUUCGAGGCUGGACUUUCAACGGGUGGUUGACAGCUCUGGGGAAGACUCGUCGCGGUCUAUCAUUGUCCCAGCAACCCUCGUACUCUCCAACUCAGGCGACUCAGAGAAAGGCGUGCCUGUCGACGGAACCACGAAACACGACAACUCUACCCCCUCCAGGAUCAAGACGGUUCGGGCUGCUGCCACCUGA
Messenger RNA from Trametes versicolor FP-101664 SS1, 1065 nucleotides. RefSeq lists its product as uncharacterized. Bases 1 to 1065 code for a protein of 354 amino acids. The transcript is spliced from 7 exons. Lineage: Eukaryota; Fungi; Basidiomycota; Agaricomycetes; Polyporales; Polyporaceae. The record is from RefSeq and is a predicted model, not a curated record.